UUGACGAACUCCGGUUGACCCUCUCUCCAUCUCCUCUCCCUCUAAAUUAAAUACAUAAAUAAAUAUUUACAAAAAUUAGAAAAAAACACCCAAAAAAAAAAAAGACAAAUUCUUUUCUUUUUCUCCAUUUCCCACUCGUAUUAGAUCCACCUUCCUCGUUCAAGCCGGAUUCUUUAUUCCACCUCAUUCUCUCUUUCUAUUAUUUAUUUCUUACUAUUAUUAUCCCAAAAAAAAAAAAAACUAUAUCUAAAAUACCAAGAUUUUAUUUUAUUUUUCUGAAAGGUGCUUACAGGGGAGGAAGGGUUGGUUGCAUAUAUUCACAAGUAUACCUAUUGCCUACACAUCAAGUCAUCACCCUACCUGGGAAUUUUAGGCGUGUUCUUUGGAAAGUGGAAAGAAAUUGUUUCUGGGGAAUGCCCUUUGCUGGUUUGGGUGAAUUAGGUUUUCUUUUGCAGAUAUUAUUGGUUAAUCAGGAUUUUCACAAAUUUUUACCGUCAAUGGAACAGUUACAAUUAAUUGUCGAAUCUCAGCAGAAAGAGGAUCAUUCUUCUAAGAAUAACCACGAAAGUGAUAACACACUUGAGGGCUCUGGCAGCCCUCGAAUCCGAAAGAUAUCAGCUAGAUGGAACAUGGAGGAAGCAUGCAGACCUGAUAUUGAUGAAGCGCCUGUGUUUUAUCCAACUAUUGAGGAGUUUGAAGAUACACUUGGUUACAUAGCAAAGAUCCGCCCACUGGCCGAAUCUUAUGGUAUAUGCCGGAUUGUCCCUCCACCUUCCUGGAUCCCUCCCUGCACUCUUAAGGAGAAAGAGAUGUGGGAACAUGCCAAAUUUUCUACGCGCAUUCAGCAAGUUGACUUGCUUCAAAACAGAGAGGCCAUGAGAAAGAAAAGUAGAAGUCGGAAGCGUAAACGAAAGAGGAACUCAAGAAUGGGAGCCAGAAGGCGUUCAGAAGCUAAUGCUGCUACUGAGGCUGAUGAGAAGUUUGGGUUCCAUUCAGGAUCAGACUUUACAUUUGAAGAGUUUCAGAAACAUGCUGCUACUUUUAAGGAGAGUUACUUCGGAACAAAGGAUGCUAAGGAGGGUUCAACUUAUGGUGAAACUAAAAGCGAAACAUUGCAACCCUCUGUCGAGGAAAUUGAAGGUGAAUACUGGCGAAUAGUUGAGACACCAACAGCAGAUGAGGUUGAGGUUUACUAUGGAGCUGACUUGGAAACAGGAGUAUUUGGAAGUGGUUUUCCUAAGGCAUCAUCAACCAGAAGUAAUUCGGAUAAGUAUGCAUUGUCAGGUUGGAAUCUAAAUAACUUCCCACGCCUGCCCGGUUCUGUACUGUGUUUUGAAGCAAGCGAUAUCUCAGGAGUUCUAGUCCCAUGGCUCUAUGUUGGGAUGUGCUUUUCUUCAUUUUGUUGGCAUGUUGAGGAUCACCACCUCUAUUCGCUAAAUUAUCUGCACUGGGGUGACCCAAAAGUAUGGUAUGGAGUCUCUGGAAGCCAUGCUACCGAUUUGGAACGUACAAUGAGAGCUUAUUUGCCUGAUCUGUUCGAGGAACAACCUGAUUUACUCAAUGAACUGGUCACUCAACUAUCUCCUACAGUUUUAAAGUCUGAAGGUGUACCUGUGCAUCGAGCCGUCCAGCAUUCUGGGGAGUUUGUUCUUACCUUCCCACGGGCAUAUCAUUCUGGAUUUAAUUGUGGUUUUAACUGUGCUGAGGCAGUGAACGUGGCCCCUGUUGAUUGGUUAGAACAUGGGCAAAAUGCAGUUGAGCUCUACAGUGAGCAGUGUCGCAAGACAUCAAUCUCACACGACAAAUUGUUACUGGGAUCAGCUCGGGAAGCUGUACAGGCCCUCUGGGAACAAUCAGUUCUUGGAAAGAAAACUACAAAAAAUAUGAGCUGGCAAAGUGUAUGUGGCAAAGAUGGUCUACUCACCAGAGCAAUUAAGACACGGGUGCGAAUGGAGGAGGAAAGACUAGAUCGUCUUCCAAUUUGUAUGAAGUUGAAAAAGAUGGAAAGAGACUUUGAUUUGAACAAUGAGAGAGAAUGUUUUUCUUGCUUCUAUGACUUGCACUUAUCUGCCUCCAGCUGCAAAUGCUCUCCUGACCGAUUUUCAUGUAUCAAACAUGCAAAGCUCCUUUGUUCAUGUCACAUCAAUCAAAGAUAUGUCCUUCAACGCCACACUAUCAAUGAAUUAAAUAUGCUGAUUGAAGCAUUGGAAGGGAAAGUAGAGGCCAUAAAAUUAUGGGCAUCCAAAUACCAUGAAUUAGAUGGUACUGAUACACGUACAGCUAAGCUGGAUGAAGAACGUGGCAUGCCUUGUAAAAGAAUCAAAUCUUGUGAUCCAAGGGAAACUUCACCUUGCUGCCCGGUUUCAGAAGAGAAGGUGAACAUAAAUGCAUCCAGCAGUUCGUCCAGUCAGGUUUCUUCUGCAGUUGUCCAGUCAGGGUCACAGCAUGGAUCUUCUAGUUUAAGUAUGUCUCCCAUCACUAUGGAUAGUCAAAAUGACAAUCAAAUUCUGGUAAAGAAUGAUGAAGCAAAGACGGGGAUGGAGUGCUUUGAUCUGAAUCUUAAUUACAUGUCUGAAGAACAUGAAAGCAGGACAAUGCACACAUCUGAUCAUUGUGAUAACAAGGCUGUCACAAUUGAGGAGGAGACCUCUACGUCAGCGUCUAAUCAAGAGAAAGUUUGUAGUUCAGAUGUAGCCAGAGAACCAGACAUGAUGAAAGUUGAUGAUGACUGUAAUGUAUCUGCUCUGACAGUUCUGAACAAUGACUACCCUGCCGGUUCAAGGGACAUCAGGAAUAACUGUGCGAGUGAGGGCAAUAAGUUGUUCGGUGUAAAUAUAUAUGUGACUGACCAAAGCUAUCAAUUACAAGAGUUGAGUCCUUCUGUUGAGCCUAUAGAUUUUGGAGCUGUUGUCUCUGGGAAGUUGUGGUGCAGUAAGCAGGCAAUAUAUCCAAAAGGUUAUAGAAGCCGAGUUAGGUUUUAUAGUGUGCUUGACCCAACAAAAGUAUGUAGCUAUAUUUCAGAAGUUGUCGAUGCUGGGCUUCUUGGUCCUCUAUUCAAGGUUAGUUUGGAAGAUUGCCCAGGUGAGGUUUUUGCAAAUAUAUCGGCAGACAAGUGCUGGGAAAUGGUACUACAGAGACUACAUCAAGAAAUAAACCGACGGAGUAGUGUAGGGGAAAAUGGGCUGUCCCAUAUGCAGUCAUUGCAGAGCAUUAAUGGGCUCGAAAUGUUUGGAUUUCUCUCCCAACCCAUUGCUCAGGCUAUUGAGGCUCUUGAUCCUGACCAUCAAUGCGUGGAGUACUGGAAUCACAGGCGCAUGGUCCCGUCAAUGUCUUGCAGGCUUAGUGAAAUCAAGCAGCAUUCAUUCGAACAAAGUUGCUGUCUACGAGAAAUGGAGACGAAGGUUUUUGGUGUCAGUUUGACAAAGCCAGAUCAGGAUUGUUCAUCGGCGGAACAUCAUCAUUUAACUGAAGAGAUGCAGCUGGUACUACGAAGACUACUAAAGAAGGCGGAUUCUGAGGAGUUAAGUGCAUUACAGAGAGUAUUCUGCAGCGAGUCACAAAGUGCGAAAUGGAGAGUGGCAUUCGCAUCAAUGAUCGACGAGAUCCAGAAACAUGUAGAUAGUUAAGGAAAAGAAAGAAAGUUAGGUCCCAUCAUUCUUUCUCAUUCAAAUAUAGUCAUUCAUUAGGCCUAUUCUUUGAUCGAAAAAUUCGUAAGGGGAAAGAGGGAGAUUUUCUGGGUCUUGAGUCGGGCACAAGACAUUUGUAAUGUGGCUACUCAUGAACUGGAUCUGGAGUGUUGAUUUGGCGAGGCGGAAUGCCUUCGAUUGGUUGCAGAUCUUUUUGUUGAGUAGAAAUUAUGUUUUGAGGA
Pyrus x bretschneideri (Chinese white pear) is the source of this 3868-nucleotide messenger RNA. RefSeq names its product lysine-specific demethylase JMJ15. The record is from RefSeq and is a predicted model, not a curated record. The transcript is spliced from 12 exons. Gene Ontology annotation, molecular function: histone H3K4me/H3K4me2/H3K4me3 demethylase activity. NCBI's taxonomy places the organism in Eukaryota, Viridiplantae, Streptophyta, Magnoliopsida, Rosales, Rosaceae. Gene Ontology annotation, cellular component: nucleus. Gene Ontology annotation, biological process: chromatin remodeling. The coding region runs from base 414 to 3626 and encodes 1070 amino acids.